AUGGGGAUUUGUCAAAAAAAAAUAAUUCAAACUUCGAAUAUUAAACAAAUUGGGCCUACUGAUCUAGAAACCUAAAUUACCAUGAUUAAAAUCCAUCAUUUUGGUAGAUUACUAAUCCAAUAUUAAAGAUAAGAACUCACAAUCCUACUUAGUGAAGGAUGGCUCUGAUUAAAAAGAAAAGAUAAUGACAGUAGUACACAAAAUAAAUGAUGACCAAUUAAAAUUUAUUUUGAACAUAACCAGUUAAAAUAUACAUAAAAUAGAAAAAGUAUAUUAAACUGAUUCCUAUUCAAUAAUAUUUCAAUAGUACUAAUUUUCAAUAUUUCAGAAAACCCUAGGGUCUGUCCAUAUUUGAGUAUUGCCUUAAGCAAGAGACAUUUGAUGAAUUAUAGGCCAAAUAGUUAUUCAAAUAAUUGAUCUAAACUUUAAAGAUGUUAAAUGAUUUAAAAAUUACAUAUAAGUAAUUAUAUAUUUAGAUUUAGUUUGCGAUCUCCAAAUCAAAUUCUAGUUACACCUUAAGGGAAUAUUUUGUUGAAUGGAAUUUAUAUCAAAUACAAAAAGGAACCAUUUACUCUAUAAAUCUUUAACCCUCCAGAAACUGAAUAAUUGGAUGUAGAGAAAUUAAACGUAUGGAAUUGCGGAAUCCUACUUUACAUUUUAUUGAAAGGCUCCUUACCUAAUAAAUAUAAAUAUCUAUAUCCUUAUACAGUGAAGGAACCCCAAAAAUAAAUACUAUUUGAUCCUGAAGAUCCCACAAUUCCAUUUCUUUAAAGAAAGCUAUUGAUUGAAAUGUUGAAUGAAUAACCUGAAUAGAGAUUAAAUUACAAUCAAAUAUUGCAUAAUUAAUGGAUUAUUGGAAGUUCAACCAAUGUAACUCCAAGAUAAGUUAUAAACAGAGAAGUUGUUUAAUUUGACAAAUAUUUAUUAUAAUGCAUUUAACUUGAUUAAUAUUUAAAGGAAUUUAUUGAAACCUAUGCUCAUCUUCACAUAGGCCAUGAUAGGAUGUUAUAAUCUUUUUCAAAAUUUGACUUAAAUAGAUCAAAAAAGAUUUAGCGAAAAGAUUUAAAUUAUAUAAAGUAGGUUUUAAAAAAUGAGGCAUUGAUUCUCAGUAUUUUACACUUUAGUGAAUCCAAAACCACCUUUGUUUAUGAAGGUAUUAUAUACUCUUAUAAAGUUAGAGUGUCUUUAAUAAUGGGAAUAAAAUAUAAUUUAAUAAAAAGUAGAAAGUCUGAAGUCUUGUUUUCCUAAUUAGGAGGUCAAAAAAUCCCAAGUUAUUAACUAUUUAUAGCCAAGAAAGAAGAAAUAUGAAGAUGGAUUAAUCUUAAGUGACAAUUCUUAGAUGAUUACGAAUCUAACAAAAGAUAUUUAUUAGUUUGAUGAAUUUAUUUUAGAAGUUGAGAAAGGAAUUAAGGAAAAGGCAAAAUACUUUAUUAAGAACCAAAAAGUUUUUAUUAAGUCAGAGGAAAUUUAAUAGGAAUUUAAUCAAUUAUUGAAUAUUUUAAAAUCCGAUUAAGAAUACUAGUCUAAUAAAAUCCAGUAAAAUGGGAUCAAGCAAAUCUAACAAAUUUUAGGAUAGAAUAUUAUGCUGAAUUUAGUAUUGUAAAAAGAAAUAAUAGAUCACUUAGAAUAGUUUGAGAAAUAGGAUUAAUAAAAGAGAUACAAAUAAUUAUUAAACUAAAUGAUGAAUAAAUUAUAAUGA
Messenger RNA from Paramecium octaurelia, 1699 nucleotides. The record is from the annotation of a GenBank genome assembly. NCBI's taxonomy places the organism in Eukaryota, Ciliophora, Oligohymenophorea, Peniculida, Parameciidae.